Huiozyma naganishii CBS 8797 is the source of this 858-nucleotide messenger RNA. It is a transcript of the gene OTU1, whose product is annotated as ubiquitin-specific protease OTU1. The record is from RefSeq and is a predicted model, not a curated record. Gene Ontology annotation, biological process: protein deubiquitination; endoplasmic reticulum unfolded protein response. Gene Ontology annotation, molecular function: cysteine-type deubiquitinase activity. Lineage: Eukaryota; Fungi; Ascomycota; Saccharomycetes; Saccharomycetales; Saccharomycetaceae. The transcript has a single exon. Bases 1 to 858 code for a protein of 285 amino acids. Gene Ontology annotation, cellular component: nucleus; cytosol.
AUGCCGAUGAAACUGAAGGCCAACCAUGCGUCGAUUGGGAACAAAGUGGUCACCUUGAAGGAGGACGAACCCUCGGUUUUUGACCUUCUUGGUGCCUGUGGUGUCGAAAAUGUCAGCAGCAUCAGGUUUGGUUACCCACCUAGCACGCUGCCCAUCACUGAUGCAAACCUGGAAACCAAGCUGGACGAUCUGGGGGUUCAGACGGGGGAACGGAUAGUGCUUGAAACCGGGGACAGCAGAGGCGCAGUUAUGAGCCCCCCCGCAGCUCCUACGAAACCGCAUUUACAGAUCCACAAGAUUCCGGACGACAACUCAUGUCUGUUCCACAGCGUAUCAUACUGCAUAUACAGGGAUCUGACGUGGAGUGCCUCGUUGAGGCAGAUUGUGUCCGAUGUGGUUGUGGCGAACCCUCAGGAGUACACCUCGGCGAUAUUGGACAAGCCAAACCGUGAAUACAGCCAGUGGAUACUGCGGUCUGAUUCAUGGGGGGGUGGUAUUGAGAUCAGCAUCCUUGCGAAGAGGCUCGCUACCGCGAUAUACGUGGUUGACAUGGACUCUCUGAACGUGGACAAGUUCCUCGAGGCCGAGUUCGACAAGUUCAUCCUCAUCAUGUUUAAUGGUAUCCACUACGAUGCAAUUGAGAUGAGCGAUGGACGUACCGUGUUUGAUAAAACCGGGCAGGACGAACUUAUCGCUGAGAGUCUCGCAAUAGCCUCGGAGUUGAAGCGCACGGGUCAUUCGUUCAACACACAUGUAGCCAAGAUCAAGUGCAACACGUGUGGUGACGUUUUCGUUGGCGAGAGGGCUGUUUCGAAACAUGCAGAGUCCACGGGUCACACGAAUUUUGGCCAAACAUGA